Molecule: messenger RNA, 1155 nt
Organism: Phaeodactylum tricornutum CCAP 1055/1
Lineage: Eukaryota; Bacillariophyta; Bacillariophyceae; Surirellales; Neidiaceae
Exons: 2
Coding region: 1-1155 (384 amino acids)
Source: RefSeq, a predicted model, not a curated record
AUGAACACCAAUUCGCAGAGGAGCAAACAAUCUCCAAUCAGUUUUCGAUUUCUAAUACUCAUCGUUGUGUUUGAUAUCACAUGCUUCAUCCUUGCCGUUCGUGGCCUUCACAAAAUGGAAGGCUCCUACAACGACUCUCGUAAAGCACACGUCGUGCCAGUUUUCCGUCAAAGGAUAAACGAUACUGGCGAUUGCACAGACAAAGAGCUACUACUUCAAAUUCUUGCCGACGCUCUGAAAAACGCGUCUGCUACAGAAGACCAAACAUACGGCAACUGCUCCGCUUUGCCCGCUUGGCAAGAAGUGAUCAAGUUGUACGGGUCCAAACCUGUGAUCUUGGGUCUGGAGCACUGCGCAGCUUUUCGCAACAAUGUCACCCUACAGGACCCGCUGGGUGGUCUGAGAGUCGCCGGGUUUUACAAUUCGGGAACCAACGCUUUGGAACAAACACUUUUGAGAAAUUUGAACAACGCGGAUACUGAUGGCCGACAAGAGCUUCCGACCGUAGUACCUUGGUCUAAGCACAGACCGCUGUGGACAGCCAAAGAAUCAUAUUUUCUUGAACAUCGCCAUGUUCUACCUGUCGUCGUGGUUCGCGAUCCGUAUCGAUGGAUGCAGUCCAUGUGCAAAACCCGGUACGAUUUGUUUUGGCAAAGGAACCUCAGACUUAACGGAAUUGAACACUGUCCCAAUCUUGUCCCUUCUAGCCAAGACGAACAGAAUUUCAACCAAAAUCGUUCCACUUUUGCGGUGUGGUUGCGCAAUCCUAUUCAAAAUAGCACGCACGAUUCGUUAGCGGCCUUGUGGUCUAGAUGGAACGGUGCGUAUUUGAAUACGAGUAUUCCACGACUAAUUGUACGGAUGGAAGACUUGAUUUUUCACGGGCCGGAAAUGGUGCAAAAAUUAAGUGAGUGUGUCGGCGUUGACCGGACCGAUCCUUAUGUCUUCCUUACCGAAGCUGCCAAGUCCCACGGACGGUCAGCGGAUUUGGCGACCGCCAUGAUCAAGUACGGUCGGCGGGAUGGCCGCUAUGCUGGAAUGACGACGCUAGACUUGGCGUACGCAAGGCAUGCUUUGUCAGGCGAUCUCAUGCAAGCACUACGUUACGAAUACGAUGAUUUUUCGCUGGACGCAAGUCCAAGAAUUCUGUGGUAA